AUGCCAAACGCACACCAUUUCAAUCUUCCCCUGAUUCCCAAAUUUCUGCUUCCGCCCACAGUGUUUCGCUCACGACAGAGUGCGGGGGGUGAUUCUCCCCAGCCCAACGAUCACGAGCUCUCGAAAAGUGAAAAGUAUCUCGAUGGUCAUGUGUCAUAUCUUCGUUGCUCCCGCUGUGCAGCAGACGUUUGCUUAGCUUCCCAGAUCGUCAGCAAAGGUUUCAAUGGUCAGCAUGGUCGUGCCUACCUUGUCUCCCUGGAGCCCGUUGCCAGUGCCAUUUCCGUGAGCGCAUCAUCCUCACCAACCGUCUCGCUACCGAAUACCAUCCUGCAGAAGCCUGUGUGGCGCCAGUUGGUUACAGGGGGGCAUACUGUCAGCGAUAUGAGCUGUGCCUCAUGCGGGAGUGUACUUGGUUGGAAGUAUGUUGCUGCCGAUGAGGAAUCGCAGCGCUACAAAGUCGGCAAAUUUAUUUUGGAAACCAAAAAAAUUACGGCAUCAUCUUGCUGGGAAUCUCCUUCAAGAAAUAUUGGUUCCGCUGCACCAUUCGGCACCGUUAAUUCUGGGAAUUCGGGUGCGAAAACGCUUGGUGAAGAUAUAAGUUUUGACAGCCAAGACGAGGAUGAGUGCGAAGACUUAUUUGCCGGGAUCUGGAAUCCUGAUUUGGCUAUGCGUCGAAGGAGUCGCAAACCGAACCAUCGCUCCGCAGUGUUCGGUCUUGGUUGA
This is a messenger RNA of Aspergillus chevalieri, 723 nucleotides long. Its product is annotated as yippee/mis18 family protein. The record is from RefSeq and is a predicted model, not a curated record. Lineage: Eukaryota; Fungi; Ascomycota; Eurotiomycetes; Eurotiales; Aspergillaceae. The transcript has a single exon. The coding region runs from base 1 to 723 and encodes 240 amino acids.